Theobroma umbraticum is the source of this 790-nucleotide messenger RNA. RefSeq lists its product as uncharacterized. NCBI's taxonomy places the organism in Eukaryota, Viridiplantae, Streptophyta, Magnoliopsida, Malvales, Malvaceae. The record is from RefSeq and is a predicted model, not a curated record.
GGGGCUGAAGGAAACACCUGAACAAUUUCCUCAUUGUCUACCUGUCUUCAACUACCAUUCCUUGUUCCAGGAAAAACACCGCUUCGAUUGGAACAUAUCUAUCCACACACAGGGAAGAGCAGCAGACAGGAAACAAGAAAGAGAAAGGGAAGCAGAGAGAUGGGUUCUUUCUUAAUCCGAAGAUUCAUAUUUACACCACAGUUUCUCUUUUUUUCUCUCCUCAUUUCACUAUCGUUUGCCUCAGAAACAAUCUCCCUUGGAAACGAGAAGCCAACAGCCUAUGAGGUUCUCGAAGACUUCAACUUUCCCAUUGGUCUUCUUCCAAAAGGUGUGGUUGACUAUAAUCUUGACUCUUCAUCGGGGAAAUUCUCGGCUUUCUUGAAUGGUAGUUGUAGCUUCUCUCUGGAAGGGUCUUACCAGUUGAAAUACAAGAAUACCAUUAAAGGGUACAUAUCAAAGGGCAAACUUUCAAGCUUGGAAGGUGUUAGUGUCAAGCUUUGGUUCAUGUGGGUUAAUAUUGUUGAGGUCUCAAGGAGAGGAGAUGAUCUUGAAUUUUCUGUAGGGAUUGCUGGUGCAAAUUUUCCUAUUGAUAAUUUUGAAGAGUGCCCUCGAUGUGGGUGUGGAUUGAAUUGCAAUGAUCAGCAAGUGAGAAAGAUGAGGAAAAACCCUUUUGUUUCUUCUUAUUAAAAGAAGUUUGAAUGAGAGAAAUGUAGUAUUCAAUCCAUGAAUUUCAUGGGUUCUUGUUGAAUUUGAUGCAGAUCUAUGGAAUUGGUUGUGGUUCAUUUUGGUA